This is a messenger RNA of Beta vulgaris subsp. vulgaris (sugar beet), 881 nucleotides long. Its product is annotated as ribosomal protein S14, mitochondrial. The record is from RefSeq and is a predicted model, not a curated record. Gene Ontology annotation, biological process: translation. Gene Ontology annotation, molecular function: structural constituent of ribosome. Bases 152 to 586 code for a protein of 144 amino acids. The transcript is spliced from 2 exons. Lineage: Eukaryota; Viridiplantae; Streptophyta; Magnoliopsida; Caryophyllales; Amaranthaceae. Gene Ontology annotation, cellular component: ribosome; small ribosomal subunit.
UGAGAUCGAAAGAUUACCUACUAACCACUAGACGAAGCUUAGCUUGGUAAAGAAAUAAACUUCUUGGUGGCCAGGAUUGCAUCCGAUCUUGCCCUUGAGUCCUACUCCAUUCUAAACCCCAAACAAACCCCCAAAUCUUAACGGGUCGAAGAUGUUUAGGGUAAUCGGAAAACUUUUGGGCAAAGCCCCACUUAUUCAGUCACCUCUAAAACUUGAUUUUGUCCCUCCAUUUGUUCGUGAAUUCCAGUCUAUAAGAGGUUUUUCUACCGGAAUAGGUGCUUAUGUUGGAGAUAAGCGGAACAUACUGGACUACAAGCGUAGGAAGCUCGCUGCCAAAUAUGAGCUGAGGCGAAAGCUGUACAAAGCUCUGUGCAGAGAUCCUGAACUUCCUCCUAGUAUGAAAGAGAAACACCGUUACAAGCUGUCCAAACUUCCGAGAAACAGUGCCUUCAAUCGACUGAGGAACCGCUGUAUCUUCACAGGGCGUCCUCGUGCUGUGUAUGAGAAAUUCCGGAUGUCCCGUAUUGUUUUCCGUGAGUUGGCAUCUCAAGGCCAAUUGCUGGGUGUAAAGAAAGCAUCCUGGUAAUCAUUCUUUUGUCUGGUCGAAGGACUGAGAGAUCCAUGCUUUGCUUUAGGCAUUCAGUUUUGUGUCAUCAGUAAGCCGUAAACCGCUAUCAGAUAGUGUAUUUUCAUGUCAUCCUCGUUAUGAUUACUAUUUUUUUUUUCUUGAUUGUGCUUCUAAUAGCUUUACAUUUCUUCAGAAUACUGACCUGUAAUAAUAGCUACUGAGAUUUGAUUCGCUAUGCUGUACUCUGUAGUAGCGUAUUGUUUUUACUACUGUAGUACAUUUGAUCUACAAGUUCACAAUUUUGUAUGAGUUA